Messenger RNA from Parasteatoda tepidariorum (common house spider), 1099 nucleotides. RefSeq names its product intraflagellar transport protein 74 homolog. Gene Ontology annotation, cellular component: intraciliary transport particle B; cilium. Gene Ontology annotation, molecular function: beta-tubulin binding. Gene Ontology annotation, biological process: intraciliary transport involved in cilium assembly; cilium assembly. The record is from RefSeq and is a predicted model, not a curated record. NCBI's taxonomy places the organism in Eukaryota, Metazoa, Arthropoda, Arachnida, Araneae, Theridiidae.
AUGAGUGAAGAACACGGGGCUGAAUUUUCAUCUAAAGUCAGAAAAAAUCCUGAAAAAGCUGGACUUACGAAGACAUCAUCAUCAUCAAGAUUAUCAAUGUCCAGCAGGCAAUUGUCAUUAGAAUUCGGAUGUAACUCAAAAUCAAGCUUUGACUCAAAGCGUACCGAUUCCGUCGUCUGUCCGAAUCUCACCAAUAUUAUCCUUUCGAAUCAAGGAUUCGUUACAUCAAGGCCGAAUUCUAGUUUCGAAAAAAGACAGAUUCGUGACAAAUCAUAUUAUAAAGGAUUGCUUUACAGAAAAGGAUUUGAGAUAUCUUCCGUAACGAAAAGGCUUAUAAAAGAUAUUAACUUUAUGAAAAGCGAUCAGUCUGCUUACUUUUCGUACAAGAAAGCAGCCGAAAACAAGGCUUUGGAACUACAACGUCUGCAAGCAGCAUUGGCGGACUAUAAUUUAGUAAUUGAUACGGUUAAUUCCGAUUAUAAUCUGACUAGAAUUGAAGAAAAGUGCCAAGAACUGAAAAUGGAUAAUGAAAAACUACUGCAAGACGCUGAAACUUUAUUCGAGAAACGGAAAGAAAAGGAAGAAAUGGUGUCCAAACUUGAGGAGGAAAUAAAUCAAGACGAGUAUAUUUCAGAAAUUUUGAUGGCAUCUGGUGAUUCUCAUAAUCGCUACGAAUAUCUUCUGCGACUCGACAAAAAGCUUGCGUCAACUUUAAGAAAUUUUGAUACGGAACUAAUUCAGUUGGCGUUGGAACGCGCAAAGUUGGAAAAAGAGUGCGACUUUUCGGGCAGAAACGAAGCCAAGCAACUAUGUUACGCAUUGAAAGAAAGAGAGACAAAAAGGAAUAAUCUUGAGGAAUGCAUCAUUGAUAACAAGGAUUUCCAAAAGUUAAACCAAAUGAGGGAAGAAAUUGGUGAAUUGCUACAAUGCAUUCUAAAAGAAACGAUCUAUAUUAAAUCUCAAAUAACCCAAAAAGAAGCAGAACUAAUAGACAAGGAAGAAUUCGAUGGCAAACGAAAAGAGCGACAAGAAAAAGUUGAAAAACUAAAGAACCGAGAGAAAGAAAUGGACGAAUUCCUUUUAUUCUUUAACCAAAAUC